Molecule: messenger RNA, 1351 nt
Organism: Mercenaria mercenaria
Lineage: Eukaryota; Metazoa; Mollusca; Bivalvia; Venerida; Veneridae
Exons: 5
Coding region: 55-1086 (343 amino acids)
Source: RefSeq, a predicted model, not a curated record
GAAAGAGAUUUGGAAGCCCUUGACGAAAGACAUCGAUGGGUGACCUCAGCAGAUAUGCCGGAACCUAGACAACCAGUAAAACGUUCCUUCGACGACUGUUUCGUUGUCUCUCCAACGACCACAACUUCAACAACCACGCCCUCCACGACCACAUCAACUACAACUACAACAACCACGCCCUCCACGACCACAUCAACUACAACAACCACGCCCUCCACGACCACAUCAACUACAACAACCACGCCCUCCACGACCACAUCAACUACAACUUCAACAACCACGCCCUCCACGACCACAUCAACUACAACAACCACGCCCUCCACGACCACAUCAACUACAACUACAACGCCCUCCACGACCACAUCAACUACAACUACAACGCCUACCACUCCCAGCACAACAGAUUCGUGUAGUGAUCCUGGAACACCUGCAAAUACCCAAUUGCUAUCCAGUGGCAUCACUGUGGGUCAGAUUUUCGAGUACCAAUGUAACAACGGCUACGCACUUUCAAGUGGUGAUUUGAUCAGGGCGUGUUUGAUAACUGGACAACUUACAGGCAGUGCACCUUCAUGCGAUCCUGAUUCAACUGUUGAACAACCAGUUAAUAACAUCAAUAUAAGACGCCGUGACAAACAUGGUAGCAGCGGAUAUGUUUAUACCACUACAAAUCAAGACUUCAGGAUCACAAAGUCUGGAAAAUUAACAAAAUGGCGAUUUUACAGUUCUUAUAAUGGCGACAUAUCUCUGCAAGUGUGGCGAUUUGCCUCCGGUGUAACAUCAAGUGGACAAUUUAUUGGAGAAAACACGGUGACCGGAACUGGAGACGACAGAGUAAGGACCAUUGAAAUUUCAGAGGCUGAGCAAAUAAGCGUGCAGGAUGGUGACGUCAUUGCCGUACAUUAUCCAGGAAGUAGCGCCGCUGGUAUCCCUUAUACUCGAUGCAGCUUAGACUGGGAACCAUCAAAGAACAAUCAGCUGAAAGGCCCAUCGAUGGAGCCGUCAUCAUUGGUCGAGGGAAGCAGUUAUUCAUUUAGUCCCGAUGGCUAUGACUGCAAAACCUGGUCGUUGAACGCUUUCAUAAAAUAAGAAAAUAGCAAAGUACGUUUAGGACUUGUUUCAGGACUGGCAUUCCCUCAUUUAAAAGCCCUUUUCGGGUAGCCCUAGUUUUAGUUUCUUUUCAAUAUAUACAUAAGAUACUCAAAUCUGUCAAAAUAUAGUUCAGAACAGAUACACUCAGUUCCAAAAGAAAGUGUGCACUUAGUUUUCUGUUAUUUUUUCUCGGUUAUUUUCAUGAAAACUUAUAAUGUUUGGUACCAAAAUUUAAAUCAGUUCGUUAACAAAUUGGUGUGCA